Molecule: messenger RNA, 1239 nt
Organism: Exophiala viscosa
Lineage: Eukaryota; Fungi; Ascomycota; Eurotiomycetes; Chaetothyriales; Herpotrichiellaceae
Product: transcription initiation protein SPT3
Exons: 4
Coding region: 151-1116 (321 amino acids)
Biological process (GO): transcription by RNA polymerase II
Cellular component (GO): SAGA complex
Molecular function (GO): transcription coregulator activity; protein heterodimerization activity
Source: RefSeq, a predicted model, not a curated record
CUCAUCAAUAUUCACGCCUUACAUUCGCUUGUCAUCCAAUCCUUAAGACACUUGUUGUUCUGUCGACGCUAUGAUCAUGAGAGUAUAGUUUGGUGUCUAGCGCGCUAUGGUAAUCUGAUAUUGGGAACCUGAAGAACAGGACACGUCAAAAUGGCAGGCGAGAGGUCUGCGAAGUAUCGGCAGGAGAUUCAGCAGAUGAUGUUUGUGAGCGGAGAGACAGCCGAGCCCAGCGCAGAAACGACAUGGAUGAUUGAGGAGAUUGUCAGAGAGCAAGUCGUUGAGAUGCUUACUCAAGCCACUGGCCUUGCCAACAGACGCGGCUCAAGGUCAAUUUCUAUUGUCGACCUUAUCUUUCAGAUUCGGCAUGACAGAGCCAAAGUAUCAAGACUGAAAACUUUCCUCUCUUGGAAAGACGUACGCAAGAAUGUCAAGGACUCGGACGACAAAGGCGGUGGUGAUGCUGGUGAUGUUGGCGACUUUGACGAGGCCGCUGGUGGUGUGAAUCCUUCCGCUCCACAAAAGACGAGCGGGAACAAGAAGGCAAAAAUGAUCCUACCUUGGGAAGUUCAAUCGUUCUACGCAGAACAAGUCCCAGAGCGAGACGAUGAGGAGGACGAAGAGGAAGAGGAACAGAACGAAGCAACCCUUGCACGCCUGGCUUCUGCUGACGAACGCACGAGAAAUAUGACCAAGGAUGAAUACGUGUACUGGUCCGAUUGUCGACAAGCAAGUUUUACCUUUCGGAAGAACAAGAGGUUCAGAGAAUGGGCUGGCUUCGGAACAAUCAUGGACAGCAAACCAAACGACGAUGUGGUCGACAUUCUUGGUUUCUUGACCUUUGAGAUUGUGCAAACAUUGACUGAAGAGGCACUCAAAGUCAAGGCUGCAGAGGAUCUGGCAAACAAGAAAGCAAACGGCGGUCGAGGUGAUCAAGAAACCAUGAAGAAGCGUAAGAGAGAGGGUUGCAACCUAUUCGAGAUGCCUGAGGAAGGUCGGACACCAGUUGCACCAAGACAUGUCCGAGAGGGCUUCAGGAGACUUCAAGCUGUUCCCAUUCGCUACAAAUUCAUGAGACAAGGCUUUGCAGGGAUGAGGACACCACUGAGGUUGAUAUGAAGUGCUGUCUGUCACAGUAACGGUCGGGGAAGGAGUUCUGGUGUUAUGGAGUGGAAACUCUACAUAGCGAUACCCAUGCAUAUUUGAUCAGUAUUUCAAUGAUGAACAGAACGUCUUUCAUAC